GUAUGUACAGUAGGCAUUAGUGAUUAGUCGUAUUUCUAUUCUAAGAAACUGGAUAAAGCAACGACAGUAAAAGUGAAGAAGCAGCUGAAAUUAAUGUAAUUUGAGAGAAACGAACUCACUUUACGAUGGUGAUCCGGAGAAAAGUGUGGCCGCGGACUAUCAGCGAUCUGCUGUCAAUGGCCUUCGUCCUGACUGUAGCACCACUCAUGUACUGGUUUGGAUUGUGGAUAGUCUUACCAGAAUUGUACAGGGACGCGAGCUUGACGUACAUGUUCCAUUUCGUCCUUGGCAACUUCAUUAUGUUGAAUAUUGUAGGUAACUUUACGUAUACGGUGCUGUGCGACACCAGCACCAGUGGGCAGAUAGUACCAGUAAGCACUGCGAAGGCAGCGGACGGUUGGAGGCUUUGCGCAGCCUGUGAAUGCUUGUCACCGCCACGCUCGUGGCAUUGCAAUACCUGUGAUACCUGCAUCCUCAAACGCGAUCACCACUGCGUAUUCACUGGCUGUUGCAUAGGCUAUUACAAUCAUAGGUACUUUGUCAUGUUCCUGUGGUACCUGUUCCUUGGUGCAGCGUAUGCCUUCUGCUACGGCAAUCUCUUCAUUUGGAGCAGGAUACCCUUCGAAUUUCCAAUGUCUAUCGUCAAGAUGAUCUUUCCCGUCGCAAUCUUCUUCUUUGGCUUCGACAGCUCCAUCGAUCAAUUCUACUUGUUGCUGUAUGUCAUGUCGGCGGUGGGCACUUUAUAUACCGGAGUGUUGUGCAUUUAUCACUUUAAUUUGAUUCUCAGGGGCAUUGUGGGCAAUGAGAGCAACAGGAAAGAUUUUACGUAUAAUAUGGGUUGGAAGGACAACAUUAGGGAGGUAUUUGGAGAACGAUGGUAUCUAACAUGGCUGCUUCCUUAUAUAAAGUCACAGUUGCCUCACGAUGGAAUUUCAUGGCAUCACUUGUGUUUGAAAAAAGAUUGAAUUACUGUGAUUAAGUGUUGUGAUUCUUUUCAAAUUAUGAGAUGCGUUACAAACAUUAAAGAGUAUCAAAGAUACCUUGAUGGCCAAAGAACAGACUAAUUUCAAUGGUUAAAAAGACUUGACUUUUUUAAACACGAAGCAUACUGACUGAAGUAAUUAAUAAUUUAUUACACUUUAAAGCAUAUUAUCUAUUCUGUGUAACUGUUGUAAACAAGAUU
Messenger RNA from Mycetomoellerius zeteki, 1183 nucleotides. RefSeq names its product probable palmitoyltransferase ZDHHC24. NCBI's taxonomy places the organism in Eukaryota, Metazoa, Arthropoda, Insecta, Hymenoptera, Formicidae. Gene Ontology annotation, molecular function: palmitoyltransferase activity. The coding region runs from base 126 to 965 and encodes 279 amino acids. The record is from RefSeq and is a predicted model, not a curated record. The transcript has a single exon.